AUAAAAGUAAUAACCAAACAGUAUUUUGAAAUCCCAAGCAUACCUAUCAUUAUCGGGCUUAAUCGCUGAUGAAAACACAAUCAGUCAUGUAAUGAUAAACCUCGACGGAGGACUUCUUUAGAAAAGCAAUGAGCUUGUGCUGCCAGCUGGAUACAUUUAAAACACAAUUCCAUAACGGUCACAUCUGAAAUAGCACAAAAGAAGCCUGCCGAUUUACACAUCUACUGCCAUCUGACUGACACUUGAGGUGAAUGCGGACAGGACAUUACAUCGAGCCGACGAGUUUGUCUUUGUCUCUAAUGGUUUAUUCCCUUGUUUCCCUCCCGUACACGCAUAGCUCCUGCCCCCCUGAUGACUCAAGCGCCCGGAUGAACACUAGCAACAGUCAGCCAGUCAGGACAAACAUGGUCGCCGGAGCUGAAUGAGCGUUUAGGAAUCUCAGCGCUGAAUAUUCGCUUAAAGAAACGAGGACUUUUUGACUCAACGCCUGAAGCACGUAAAGUCUCCACGGAGGACUGGAUUCUCAUCUUGCUGAAGGCUUCUCUGUGAACAGGACACUAAGAGGGCCAAACAAUGGAAUGCUCUCUCCUGCCUACACUGCUCAGCACUCCAGAGACUGAGGUUAAACAGCUUAGUUAGCAGUGUGCCUCUCCCCCAAGAACUCUUUUAGCCUGGGGAAGUUGGGAGAAAAAAAAAACAAGCAAAGGAAAAUUUCCUGCAUAGUACAGCACCUUACUUCGGUUCUUUGUAGUUUGUUUGGGAUUCAUUUGGAAGCUUUGCGUGAAGAAACGGCAAGAUGGAUUUGGAACCGUACCUAUGGAUGGUCGUGAUCGGCUUCAUUAUAGCUUUCAUCCUGGCAUUUUCGGUUGGGGCCAAUGAUGUGGCAAACUCUUUUGGCACGGCGGUCGGGUCAGGAGUGGUGACACUGCGCCAGGCCUGUAUCCUGGCUUCCAUAUUUGAGACCCUGGGUUCCAUCCUUCUCGGUGCCAAGGUCGGGGAAACCAUACGGACGGGAAUUAUAGAUGUCCAUCUGUACAAUGAAACAGUGCCUGUGCUGAUGGCAGGAGAGGUCAGCGCCAUGGUUGGGUCUGCGGUUUGGCAGCUCAUUGCCUCUUUUCUGAGGUUACCCAUUUCUGGAACUCAUUGCAUUGUGGGAUCUACGAUUGGCUUUUCCAUGGUUGCUAUUGGCACUAAGGGAGUGCAGUGGAUGCAGUUGGUCAAAAUUGUUGCCUCGUGGUUCAUCUCCCCUCUGCUGUCUGGUCUCAUGUCUGGUCUGCUGUUCUUCUUCAUCAGAUAUUUUAUUCUUAACAAGGAUGACCCUGUUCCCAAUGGUCUCCGUGCUUUGCCCCUCUUCUAUGCCUCAACCAUUGGAAUCAACACCUUCUCCAUCAUGUUCACGGGAGCUCCAUUACUGGGCUUGGAGAUGCUCCCUAUCUGGGCCAUUGCCCUCAUUACCUUGGCUGGUGCACUGGUAUGUGCCGGUCUGGUCUGGAUUUUUGUUUGCCCCUGGAUGAGAAGGAAAAUAGCAAGUCAGCUGAAGAAAGAGCAUGCUCUGUCCCGCAUCUCAGAUGAGAGUUUAGAUAAAAUCCCUGAGGAGGAAGAGGAAGCCCCUGUGUUUAAAGAGCUUCCAGGUGCGAAAAGCAUUAAUGAUGCUGUGCUGCCCCUGACAGAGGAGUCCACAGGAGAGCUCAACAGUCUGGCUAAUGGAGGCACUGUCCUGCCCAACGGCAGGGUGUAUGGUCGCACCAACUCCAUGACCAAUGGCUGCCUCAAGUCGCCUGUGUCUAAUGGGGGCUUCAGCUUUGACGGGCAUAUGCGCAGUAAUGGUCAGGUCUACCACACUGUUCACAAGGACUCGGGUCUCUACAAAGACCUCCUACACAAGAUCCACUUGGGCCGACUGGAGGACGAGCGCAGUGCCUCGCGUCAGGACAACAACUACCGGCACCUCCGUCGCAACAACAGCUACACGUGCUACACAGCAGCCAUCUGUGGCAUUCCAGUCCAGCCCGUGAUGCGUUCGGAGUCCAGCGCCCCUCCGCCAGAGGACAGCGAGAAGCUAGUGGGCGACAGUGUGUUUUAUUCGAAGAAGCGGCUGCGCUACGACAGCUACUCCAGCUACUGUAACGCAGUGGCAGAGGCAGAGAUCGAGGCAGAGGAAGGUGAUGUGGAUGUGAAGUUGGCGACAGAUAAAAUGGACCCCUUGGCCCCUGCAGAGGGUGUGCUGGAGGACUGCCCUGAUGAAGAUAAGGAGGAGAAGGACAAGCCUCAAGUCUUCCAGCUCUUCCACUUCCUGCAGAUCCUCACCGCAUGUUUCGGAUCAUUCGCACAUGGUGGGAAUGAUGUCAGUAAUGCCAUUGGUCCUUUGGUGGCCCUGUGGAUGAUCUACGAGCAGGGUGGGGUGAUGAUGGACGCAGCCACACCGGUCUGGCUGCUGUUCUAUGGUGGAGUGGGUAUCUGCACUGGAUUAUGGGUUUGGGGACGACGUGUCAUUCAGACAAUGGGCAAAGACCUCACUCCUAUCACUCCCUCCAGUGGAUUUUGCAUUGAAGUAAUGAGUGCUCUAAGUGUGCUUAUUGCCUCAAAUGUGGGCAUUCCUAUAAGCUCCACCCACUGCAAGGUGGGCUCAGUGGUGGCAGUUGGCUGGAUCCGCUCCAAGAAGGCUGUAGACUGGCGGCUCUUCCGGAACAUCUUCCUGGCCUGGUUCGUCACUGUCCCUGUAGCAGGCCUCUUUAGCGCCGCUGUUAUGGCCCUGUUUGUCUACGGCAUACUGCCUUACGUUUGAGAUGAAGAAUGGGGAAGACAGGGAGGUAUAGGAUGGUAAUGAAGAAAAAAAAAGAGAGAGAGAAGGACCGAAAAAAAAUAAAAUAUCAAGAUAUAAGGGGACAGCCAUAGGGAGAGGGAGUGUCUUCAAAUGCUGCCUGGAAAAGCAUCCAGAAUCCUUUUACUUAAAUAUCCUUAAUCUUGUCAAAAGUAUUUAUUUCCGUUUCAUUUUUCUUUUGUUUUGUUGAAAUGUUACCAUAAACAUUAAGAUCUUUUGCGCUCAGUGAUAUGAAGUGGUACAUUUCAAAGUUCCAUAAAUGGUUCUCAUUUAUCUGUGGUCCUACAAGUACAGUUUGCACGUUUAAGAGAGUAAACGGAUGGAGAACUGGAUGGAUGUGCACAUACAAGUACACACAUCAAAUAUAUCAAUGCAUUCUUGCCCGUCUCGCACAAAGAAUGGGAUUAGAGAAUCAGUUUGAAGGCACAAUUUAUAUUGGCACAAAGUAGUUAUCCAACUACUUUUUGGAUCGCUAAAUGUUUAAACCACUAUUUGUUUUCAAAUAUGCUGCACCUUGACUCCCAUUCACAAAAAGGUCAAACUGUAAAUGUCAAAAGUAAAACUGUAAAUAAUUUGUUCGCAAUGACACUGAAAACAUCCUGCUGUUACGUUAAGUACUUUAGCACUGCAUCGCUAAAAUCAGCUCAGCUGGUAACAUACCUCAGCCAACCGUCUAUGCCACAUAAAGACAAGCUAAGUAACAAAAUAGAACUGUGCUAUCUCAUGAUACAUAAAAUAUUAUACGAUUUUUGUAGCGGGUAAUGUGUAAGAAUUCCCUAUUCUUUAAUUAUCAUAUUUAUUUUUUAGAUAUGUUACCAUUCAAACCUUUUAAAAACAACAGGUGUGAAGAAAGACAAAAUCAUAUUUUGAAUUAUGUAUGCUACUAUAAUUUCUACUGUGUAUAUAUAUAUAUAUUCCACUUAUAUUAUUUUUGUUUAUUUUUUUCCUUAUUUCAAGGUUUUAUACUGUUACAAUUAAGGAGAUUUUAGACCAGUUUUGGUAGUUGCGGGAAAUAUAUGCUCUACCAAGCAUAUAAAAAUGAUCAAAUAUUCAAAAAUGAUUUCACUAUGACAAGACACUACAUCCAUAAUCAUGUCAAGGUAUAUCAUGUAUGUUAUAUAUAAAAAAAAAAGUCAUUUUCAAAAAUAUCUUUCAUGCUCCCAUUUGUUUAUCCUGAAAAAUCAGUGAAUAAAUUAGGAUUUCAAUCUUUUACAUCUUUUUAUGAGGGGAAAUGGGAGCAGAUUUGUAUCAUAAACGGCACUGUAUCCUAAAUAAGUAAUAUCUAAAGUAUUGAAUUUUGAGCCCUCUUUCAGUAAUUUUUUUUUAUUUUUAUUAUUCAUACAUAUCCAUAGAUGAUUUAGACCCGUUUAAUUUUUUUCUCUUUUUGUAAAAUUAAUAGCCAAAGAUUCUGAUUAUCUUCAAGUUUAAUUGCAAUAUUCUUUGACAGUGUUCACUAAUUACAUUAUGUAACAGAAUAUGCCAGUCUCUUCAGUCGAGUCAUAGACGUAAGUAGAGCUCUAUGGAUGAUGCCAAUAAUAAUAACUUUAUGUGCCAGAACAGCCAAAAUCCCCAAAUGGGCACACAUAAAAACACAAACAUAGACUAACCAACUUCGCCCACAUUCACAUACAUGAUCUCUGGAGAGGCAGUGUUGGAAGCCCUAUGAUGGGCCUGGAUUUUGGUGAAUCUCAUAUCAGAAUCCAGCUACUUGAUUCAGCCUCACUGAUAAAGCCGAGGCAUAUCGGAAGAAAAAUAUGUUUUAUUAUCAGAAUAUCAGGUCAAUAUAUGAUUCAGUGGCACAAUUGUGCUAUAUAGAGAGAGGUGAACAUGUAAGGAUGAUAUUUUUUUGGUCCCCGAACUGUAAAGAAGCCAAAAAGAGUUUCAUGACUUUAGUUCAAAAUAUGGCCAGGCUCACAUAAAAUGAUAUUACUAGGCCUAGAAUGAAAGUGGUUUGACAGAUACCUAAAUUUGCCUGAUUUGGAAACUGUAUACAAAUGUGUGGCUUUGAACCAAUGCAAAGUGUUGCUGUUUCUUUUUUCGUGUAUUCCUGUUUUUAUUUUUUAUCAAGAACAAAUCUAUGCUUAAAUGACCAUUUGCCUUGUAAUGUUGUGCUUUACUGUUUGUUGGAUACAGUAACUUCAGUACUGUGGUGUUUACAUAGUAAUCAUAUUGUAGAAUAACUCAUUGCAGUUGCCUAAAAAUGCCAAUCAAAGACUAACUAUUAAUCACAAAUUAAAUAUGAAAUAACCAGGCAUAGUGGAAGGUGUUUCAUGUCAUUUUGUGUUACGGCAGUGUAAAUCGUCAUGAUACUGUUACCUUACACUGCUACAUGUAGUACACAACUUUACAUGGUGGAUAUGAUUAAAAUAAUAAUACAAAUAAUAGAUAUAUAAAUUUCAUUAAACUAUAUUUUUCUACAUAUAUGAGUUCUACCUGGGUUGUGACUUCUCAAAUGGAGAGUGAACUGGGCUUAAAACAGUCCUGAGCAACGAAUAUGCUGUAAAAGUCAUUAUUACAAGAAUGCUCAGUGCUAAAUGCCACCAACCAUUUUCUUGAGGAUGAUGAUUUUAUUGUAAAAAAAAAAAAAAAAAAAAGACAUUAUGUAAGAACAGUUCAGGCAGGGGUUGGUUCCAUAUAUCCACUGUUAUUUCUUGCCCAGGGAUGUCUCUCUCUUGUGUUAGAGUGAGAGUGGUUGUGAGUUGUUCAGUUUCAACAACUUUUCAUGAUUAUGUUUGAAAAGGAUAAAUAACUUUGUAAUUUAGUUUCCCUGAAAUGCAAUAUUGAGCUGUGGUCAAUCAGACCUGCACCAGCAAUGGAGAUACCAAUUUUUAGACAGAUAGGGGCACAGCUAGAAUCAAUAAAGGUUUUUACUAACCGGCA
Myxocyprinus asiaticus (Chinese sucker) is the source of this 5701-nucleotide messenger RNA. RefSeq names its product sodium-dependent phosphate transporter 2-like. Gene Ontology annotation, molecular function: phosphate transmembrane transporter activity. The coding region runs from base 797 to 2785 and encodes 662 amino acids. The transcript is spliced from 11 exons. Lineage: Eukaryota; Metazoa; Chordata; Actinopteri; Cypriniformes; Catostomidae. Gene Ontology annotation, cellular component: membrane. The record is from RefSeq and is a predicted model, not a curated record. Gene Ontology annotation, biological process: phosphate ion transmembrane transport.